CAGUGGAAUCCGUGAAGGUGUAAUCGUUCUGCAGCCUGUCCAAUCAGGAGGCGGAGGAGAGGCUGUGCCGCGACACGGCGACAGAACUCAGGCGGCGACAGCCCUGUUGGCGUCCGGACCGGUUCCCAGCCACACCGUCACCCUCUAUUUGCAACACGAUGGCUGACGUGGAGCUCGUGAAGAAGAUGCUACAGGGCAUCCUGCACUCCAACAAAGGCGGGGUGUCCCUGAACCGUCUGCAGACGGAGUACAAGGAGGCGACCGGUGAGCAGAUACCGCAUAAGCAGAUGGGACACAACCACCUGGACACGCUGCUCGUCAGCAUGCCGUCUGUGGUGCGAGUGGAGCGCAGCCGCUCUGGAGAGGCUAGCUAUUUUGCAUCAGCAGCCAGUGAAAGGACCCAUAUAGCCAAAGUGAUGGCCCGAGAGCCAAACUCUAGGAGGAUCAGCCGGCCCCACCUGGUCAACACGCAGAUGAGGGUGAAGCCGGCCGCUCCGUUCAUCCUCAACGCCAAACCUCACACCUCCCUGAGGCAGCCGAAGAUCAGGGGCCGAGGCGGGGCUAGAGGGGGAGGCGCCGGCCGAGGAGCUGGACAUGGAGACCACAGACAGGUCAGGGACAUGAGGGAUGGGCUCUCUGACGGUGAGCCCGGGGGGCAUCCCAACAAGCUGUCCAAUCAGAACUCGCCCAACAGAAAAGCAAACGCACAAGACAAGCCAGAGAAGAGGAUGGCUCUCCCAUCGCGGUUUCAGAAGGAGGUGCAUGCUCACCUAGCCAGAAACUUCCAACAAACCGGCCCCCCCAUGAAUCUGAAUGAGAGCUCCGGAUCAGGGAGAGGGAAGUCUUACAACCGCCAGCAGGUUCAGAGCCGCAUCAGAGAGAUCCUGGGGAAGUACAGCAACGGGUUCUGGGUCUCCAAGCUGCCGCAGAUCUACAGAGAGCUGUACAAACAGGACCUGCCCGGCGAGGCCGUCCGGGAGCUGGAGAGCUGGACCCACAUCUGCACCGUGGAGAAAACCUGCAGCAGCAACCCCAACGAGCUGCUCCUCUAUCCCCCAAAGGACCAGGGCGCCCCCUGCUCCCCUCCCCCCCUCGCCAACUCCAACGCCUCACCGACGCCCUCGCACACGCCUCCAGAUCAACCGUCGCCCCCUCCUGCACAGCCCAGACCCACCAGCACCCAUCUGUCUCGCUCCGGCUCGGGGUCUCCUCAGUCUCCGCCCUCGUCCCCUUCCUCCUCCUCCUCCUCCUCUCCUCCGACGCUCAGCCCUGAGCUGAGACAGAAACUGGAGGAGCUGCUGGGGAAAUACUCCAGCGGUCUGUGGGCUCACGCUCUGCCCAAACUCUUCCAGGACGCCUACAAAACUAAACUGCCCGCGUACGUCCUGGAGAACCUCCACCUCCUCUCUGACAUCUGCAGAGUCGACUACCCCAUGGCCGACAACCCCAAGAGGGCCAUCCUGUACAGACGGAGCAGCGUAGGAGAAACGGGGGACGAGAACUGCAACCGGAGGGGCAGCUCCAUCAGCGAGGAGGAGCUGAGGAUGAGGAAGGAGGCGGGGAGGAGGCACAGCAACCAGGUGGUGCCUCCUCUGCAGAUCCCCAAGGAGGAGUACCCCUCCGUGCUGGUGAUCGAAGCCACGAACACCAACGGGGUCGCUCUCCGGUACGUGGGUGAGGGUUACUCCAAGGCGCAGGAGGCCAUGGAGGAGGAAAUGAAGAGGUUUUACGGUGUGAAGGGAAGCAGCAGAACUCCCGUGACGGCUCCGGCAUCGGGCCGACUCGUGGCGGUCCGAGCCGAAGAAGAGGAGGAGAUUCUAAGAGGGCAGAUCUGUGAGGUCCAGGAGGACAAAAUCAAGGUUUUCUAUGUGGACCACGGAUUCUCAGAGGUGGUCAGCAGAACCAAAGUGUUCGACCUGGACGAGAGGUUUUUCAAGCUGCCUUUCCAGGCCACCAAGUGUAAACUGGCUGGUUUGGAGCCUUUCUGUCAGGAACCCGCGGUCCUGAAGAAGUUUGAGAGCAUGGCCAGUGGACGCAUCCUCCUGGCUGAGAUUCUAGCGAGGGCGGAGACCCCGCUGGUCGUCCUGUACGACACGUCUCAGGACGACGACGUGAACAUCAACGCCGCCUGCAGGAGAGCCCUGCAGUGCCAGGCGCUAGCUAGUCCUCUGCAGGCGAACGGCGCCUACAUGAACGUGACGGUCAGCAGCGUCUGCUCCGACGGGACCUUCUACUGUCAGCUGCCCUGCAAAGGCCUCCAGAGGCUGAACCAGAUCCUGGAUAGUAUCGAGUCUUACUUCCACUCUCAGGUGACCUCAGAGUUCCUGGUCUCCAGACCAUUUUGUGGAAAGUUAUGUUUGGCUCGCUAUAAAGGAAAAUGGUCUCGUGUGGAGAUCACCAACCUCCAUGGCAGCAGAGUGUUGGACAUCCUGUUUGUGGAUGUUGGUGUUCAGGCUUCCGUGGAGGUUUUUGAGCUGAGAGAGGUCCCACCGCCGUUCCUCCAUGACCUCGUGAUGGUCCCACCACAGGCUGUGAAGUGCUGUCUUGCCGAUCUGGCUGUCAGCGCCGGAUCCUGGACUCCAGAGGCCAUCCAGUGGCUUCGAGAGAAAGUCCUGAAUGUGACGGACUGCAGCAUGAAGGUUGCCAAAGUAGAUGAGACCAAGUGCUGCACCUUUGUGUACUUGUUUACUGACAAGAACUUCCAUGAGGCGGCGCGAAGCCUCAACCAUCAGAUGGUCCAGUCUGACCUGUUCAAGCAGCAGCCCGACGUCUUCCUGACCAGCCACAGCCCGAACAAGAGUUCUACAAACUCCUCAUCUUCUGAAACUUCCACCAACAAAGACUCCACCAACGGCAACCCAACUUCGUCUGUACCAGCUCUUCUUCAUCCCAAGAAGGCUCUGCCAGCGCCUAGAGGAGGGUCACCAGGGUCACCUCCAUCUUCAGUUUCCCAUCUGCCCCCACUGCUGGAAUUGCCCCCUGCUGGAAGUAACUUGGACGUGUACGUGUCAGUGGCGUGUCAUCCAGGCCACUUUGUGCUGCAGCCGUGGAGGGAUAUGUACAAGCUGGUGGUGCUGAUGGGAGAGAUGAUUCUGUACUACAAUAAAACUGAAGAGAAACCACUCUCCAUCGAAAAGAACCAGAUUUAUGUUGCUAAAGUGGAGAACAACUGGUACCGCGUUCUAGUGAAAGGGGUUCUCACCAACGGCAUGGUGUCCGUGUAUGAACUGGACUAUGGCAAGCAUGAGCUGGUCAGCUGCAGCCACCUCCGGCCUCUGAUCAAGGAGUUCAAGCAGUUUCCCUUCCAGGCCAUCACUGCUCAGCUGGCCGGAGUGAAGCCCAGACAGUGGUCAGAGGAGGCCUCCAUCGUCUUCAGGAACCACGUGGAGAAGAAGCCACUGGUGGCCCAGCUGGAGUCGGUGCAGGAGUCCACGCACUCCUGGGACAGGAAGCUGACGGUCUUCCUGGUGGACACGUCGCAGGAAGAGCGCGACAUGUGGAUGCACGACAUCAUGGCCGAAUUUGCCGAAGAGCAGAGCAACGAGCUCUAGAGCAGCAGAUUCCUUGCUGACAAGCAGUUUUUCAUUUAAAAAAAUUGUGAAAACUAUUUGAAGCUUUAGUGGAAAGAGUGAAGAAAAUAGAAACGUUAGGCGGAGAAGUGGAAGUUUGAAGUGUAGAAAGCAGCAGUUUGUGACUGAAGGAUGACGAGAUGCGGAGUUACUGCUGUGAUUAUUAGACGACGACGUGUUGUGGUUGAACCUCCAGAGAUGCGAUAUAUAACGCCAGACGAAAGCCCUGCUAAUGUGAGCAUCUCCAGAUGUCAGAGAGCAUGCUGGGAAAGAAAACUUUUCUGCAAAAAAUUUCUUCUUUUAUUGUCAUAAAGUUUACAAACGUUCCAGCAAACAUUCCCCAAAGAGGAAAUGGACGUCAAGAACCUCCGUUUGUUCUAGUUCGGUUUGGGAUUGAGCAGUGAAACCCGGAUCCUUCCUCAGUCUUGAGUCUUCCUCCUCAGAGAAGAUGCGACCUCUGAAUCUGCAGAUUCCAGCCGCAUGCUUCCUCGGUCCCGUUAAGCUCAAAUGUGAAGAAGAAGAAGGAAAUGUUGCUCUGGUUUGGAAUUUGAUCCAGAAUUUUCUUUGAGAUUUGUUAGGCUGAGGCAUCGAGACCCGACGACGCUGGAUAGUUCUCAAUAUUAUUUAUAGUUUUUCUGGAUGCCAAAAGAUUUCUUUUUUUAUGUUCAAUAUGUUUCUGGAAUAAAGUCUGUUUGGAGGGAG
Oryzias melastigma (Indian medaka) is the source of this 4271-nucleotide messenger RNA. RefSeq names its product tudor domain containing 7 b (gene tdrd7b). The coding region runs from base 159 to 3551 and encodes 1130 amino acids. The transcript has 19 exons. The record is from RefSeq and is a predicted model, not a curated record. Gene Ontology annotation, biological process: spermatogenesis; lens morphogenesis in camera-type eye; lens fiber cell differentiation. NCBI's taxonomy places the organism in Eukaryota, Metazoa, Chordata, Actinopteri, Beloniformes, Adrianichthyidae.